Protopterus annectens (West African lungfish) is the source of this 1453-nucleotide messenger RNA. RefSeq names its product vitamin K-dependent protein Z-like. The transcript has 7 exons. The coding region runs from base 50 to 670 and encodes 206 amino acids. Lineage: Eukaryota; Metazoa; Chordata; Ceratodontiformes; Protopteridae. The record is from RefSeq and is a predicted model, not a curated record. Gene Ontology annotation, molecular function: calcium ion binding. Gene Ontology annotation, cellular component: extracellular region.
UUGGUUUUGGCAGUGCAAGGUACAUUUCAGCGCAAAGAUAUCUGAAAAUAUGAGCAUUAUCUUGAAGUGCUGUGUGUCACUAGUGCUUAUCCUAAGUUGCGCUUCAACAGAAAAACUGUUUCUACAGAAGAAGUCUGCCGAUUCUAUUUUACACCGAGAACGCCGAUUUCUCUGGAGUGAUCUACAGAAUGAGUGCUAUCGGGAGAUUUGUACCAAAGAGGAAGUCAGGGAAUAUUUUGAAGAUGAUACAAAAACGGAUGAUUUCUGGAUAAAAUAUUUAGAUCCCACUCAGUGUGCUCUGCCUCUCUGUGAGGAAAACAAUACCCUUCGCUGUGUUGGAACUCUGAAUAUCUACAAGUGUAUUUGUAAACCGGGAUACACUGGCAGCCGUUGUGAAAUAGCUGGACAAUUUCAAGAUAUACCCAUCUUUUUGACAAGAAUUCAACCUCCAUUCAUUGGACCUAGUAUAUUACCGCCAGAAGCCGACAACUGUGCACCACUAUCCCCAUGUCCAAUUGGUUAUCGCUGUGUCAAUGGAAAGAACCAAUACACAUGCAUAUGUCCCGAGGCAGGAUGCUUCCUGAAAGCAGUCGAUAUCCCCUUACCUCUACCUGGAGGACUGCCCAUGAAUUCAUCAAAUAUUCCUGGUUUGGGGAAGCUUGGAAAAUGAAAUAUGAAUUUCUGCUUGCAAUACUCUAUGGAUUAUACGCGUACUUAUAUAAAAGCAUCAGAUGUGAUUUCAAAAGUUAACGUAAACAUGGAUACUUCUAUUCACUUCAUGCCAAGUUCAAGUGUGCAAUCUAAAUCAUACAGAAUAUAAUUGUUUGUAAACUUUCAGACUAUGAUAUUUACAUGAACAGAAUGACGGCAAACACAAAUUAGUCAUGUUCCAGUGCUAAAAUCCACACUCUAGUAACUUUCAACCUGAUAAAAUGUUAAUAUUAGGUGAAAUGUCACUGCUUAGACACAUUCUGGCAGAAUGAACUGCUUUCAAAAUGACAUCUUGUUACAACAGAAUAUUUUGAAGCACUUCUGUGAUACAGUGUGACUUUUUAAUUAUUUUCUUAAUUAUGCAAAAAAAAAAAAACAAGUGCUCUGCAAUUUUAUAAACUGUUAAACAACUUUAUUCAUGUAUAAUCUUCACUAUUCAAAUUCCAGGACUUUCAGAAUUCAAGAAAACAAGCAUUAGUAAAGCUGUGCAAAUUGUUUACCCAAAUUCAGACUAUCUUCUGAAAUACUAGUCAUUUAAGUAGCCUUAAACAUCAAAUAAGUAAGCAUCAUGACAGCAAAUGCAUUUUGUGUCUGUAUCUUAGGGUAUGUUUCCAAAAGUAACAUUUAUUUUGACACUAUUUCAUAAAAUACUAUGCUUGAAGUUUUGUCUUUCUAAAUGCAGUUUUGGAAGAACUGCAAAGGAAUAAAUUAAUAAUUGUGAUUAAAUUCUAAUAUCUGACAA